Adelges cooleyi (spruce gall adelgid) is the source of this 1154-nucleotide messenger RNA. It is a transcript of the gene Dci, whose product is annotated as enoyl-CoA delta isomerase 2. The transcript is spliced from 6 exons. NCBI's taxonomy places the organism in Eukaryota, Metazoa, Arthropoda, Insecta, Hemiptera, Adelgidae. The record is from RefSeq and is a predicted model, not a curated record. The coding region runs from base 270 to 1040 and encodes 256 amino acids.
ACAUCACAUUAAGAAUUAAAAAAACCAGUUAUUGUUGACAUACAUUUAUGAAUAAUUUAUUAGAAAAGAGAAUGUAUUAGAUUUCCAUAAAAGUAGUCAUGAUUUUAUAGCUAAUAUUAUGUCAGCAGUGAUAAGUGUCAUAUAAUAAUGUGCGUGUGCACUGUGCUAUAGUUUCCUGUUAGAUGUUGACUAAAAUUAUAAAGUAAAAAUUUACAAAUUUAAUCAAGCGUAGUUUUAAAAAUACUCACAUAAUAUUUACAUCACCCAAGAUGUCCACGUUAAUAGUGAGCUAUUGUGAUAAUUUACAAACAAUUGCUUUUAACCGUCCACAAAAAAGAAAUGCGAUAAACUAUCAGUGCUACAACGAUGUAGUGAAAGCUUUAGAAGAAGGUGGACAAAAUGAAUCGGUAUCAGUUACGUUGUUGACUGGCAUUGGUGAAUUUUACAGUAGCGGUACAGAUUUAAUGGACGAUUCGAAUACAGAUGUCAAUCAGCGUUUGGCAGCAACAUACAAUUUCGUCAAAGCUUUUAUAGACUAUCCAAAGUUACUUGUAGCACUGGUGAACGGCCCAGCUAUCGGAAUCGCUUGCACAACAUUAGGUCUUUGCGACCUCGUCUAUGCUCAAGAGAAAGCAACUUUCUCAUGUCCUUUUCACAAACUAGGUCUUACUGCCGAAGGCUGCUCGACAAUCACUUUUCCGUUAAUUAUGGGAAAACUUAGAGCCACGGAGUUUUUGCUUUCAGGUAAAACGAUUACAGCUCGUGAAGCAUUCCAAAUGGGUUUUGUCAAUGAAAUAGUCGACAACGGCACUGUCGGCCAUAAUAAUUUAAUUAAAAAAAUUACGACUCAAAUAGCCAAAAACAAAAUGCCUUUGUUUUAUACAAAAUCCAUGAUGCUUCAAGGUCCAUUUGGCAAAAAAGAAUUGCACGAAAGUAAUAGGAGAGAGUGCGAAAGAUUACAGGAAAGAUUAAAUUCAAACGAUUUCUAUAAUUGUUUGAUUGACUUUCUCAACAAAAAAACCUUAAAAAAUAAGUUUUAGUAGUUACCUUCAAAACUGUUACAUUACGCAUCACAAUUCAUUACAUUACAUCACAUUAAGUAUUCAAAGUAUAUUUAUAAAAAAAAACAUUUGAAUAUUUUUAUGGUAUCUAUU